AUGUCUGAGGCGCAGGAAUCUCAGUGCAGUCAACGUCGUAAAUCAGUCGAUGCCCUUCAACUGGGUCCCAGGAAAAGACCGAGCGCAACUGACCCGUUGGUACACUAUGGCCGUCAUUUUGGGCGAACAAUCCACGCUCUCUGCAACUUUCAAGCCCUUCUUACGAAUGGAAUUUUACGGAUGGGAGAAUUGGCCGAGAUUCCAGAGGAAAACUUUACCGCAGAGGAACGGCGCGAGCAUCGUAUCUUUCAAGAGCUCCUCAAAUCUGUGGCAGGGCUGGAAGAACGCCUGAUGCAAGGCGGAGAUGAUGAAGUUGACGCUGUCGCUGAGUUGGCAAGUAUCUCGGUUUUCUACGUCUUCAACUUAGCCUCUCAUUUUACAUAUCAUAAGUUCACCAAAGGUGCAUCUGGCGCAAGGGGUGACGAUACUAAGAGCCUCAAAGGCAGCGUCCUCGACUGGAUUACUCCUAAGGGGCAGAGUCUUGUUCCUCCUCUUGCUCGCAACGUGAAAAUCGAUCGUGGUUUCCAUCACGAACGGACAGGUGCCUUGCUUUGUCCAGCUGGCCUCGACUGGUCUAAUGCAGAGACAAAAACUAAGCUACGAAAUGGCGAGAUUAUCGUGACCGGAGAUCAGUGGCCAUUGUUUCUGUACGCUGACUAUCAUUACGACCCCGAGGAUCCAUGGAAUGGUCUGUUACGAAGUGCCUUAUUAGUUUCUGCAUAUAAACACGUUUUCACGUCCCCCAGCUCCGUGGAUAAAGAACCAAAGGCCACUCGUUCAGGUAAUGCUCGGAUUCAUGGGAUGACCAGAGUUACUCUACCCUCCAUUGCAUACAUUGCAACACAGGUCCGUUUUUCGCUAACCUCAUCUCCCGUGUUCUCGCGUACGGACACGGUCACUGACUCGGAAAGGUUCUACAACUCCAUUUUGGAGGUGUUCGAAGACCCGGAUGAGAAACAAGAGGUAGAUGACCUAGUUGUCUGGUGGAAUAGGCAAAUUUUCCCUUCGUACUCGAGCGCCCAGCGUCCUCUCGUGAAGAACAGUGCGUUGGCGAGGAUUCGGGAGAAGCGAGCACGAAUGAAAGAGCCGGGUUCAGUCCCUGAUGGUAGUAGCGGCACAAUUCACCAAAUAGUUCCCAUAUCUAAUCUCAUCCUGACCGGUGAUCCCUAUUACAAUAACUUUCACAACUUCAAACACCUAUCCAUGGAAAAUCUACAGGGCUUGUCACCACAAAACCCAAAUGUAUCAGCAGAAGAGGAGUCAAAGCGGAAGGUAGCUGAAGAUGAAAUGCGCCGGGAUAUGAUGGCGACCAUCCUCGACAGUGCUGCCCGAGAGCGAUUGUCUCGCAUCGCCCUUGUGAGCCCGGACAGAUCGCGGCAAGUCGAGACCAUCAUUAUGCGGAUGGCUCAGUCAGGACAGCUGCGGGGACGUGUGAGCGAGCAGCAGUUGAUUGACCUUCUUGAUCAGAUGGAGGACGCACGGUCCAAGUCAACUACGAAGACCACGAUAGUAUACCAGCGCAGGCGAGACUUUGAUGAUGAAGAUGAUUUUUAG
Molecule: messenger RNA, 1554 nt
Organism: Suillus fuscotomentosus
Lineage: Eukaryota; Fungi; Basidiomycota; Agaricomycetes; Boletales; Suillaceae
Exons: 11
Coding region: 1-1554 (517 amino acids)
Cellular component (GO): cytosol; nucleus
Molecular function (GO): DNA binding
Source: RefSeq, a predicted model, not a curated record